AUUACAUUUUUUUUAUUCAACUUUAUCUUAGAUCAUCUUUCCAUGUAACUAUUUAUAAAGUUUUUUGCUACAUGGUAAACACAUUAAGAACCACCGGGCAUGUUUUUUUGAAGGUCAAUACUUAAUACAACCAUUUAAAAAACUCUAAGACCGACUCUAAAUAUGCAAAACAGGCUGGACCAGCCCGGCUUGGUCCACAAAAAGCCCAACCUUGGUCGAGUCAUGUUCAACGCAGAGCUUAAAAAGCCCUACCUCGCUUGUCUAUAGAUAGAGAAAUUGGCAUGUUAAGCCCCGCAAGCUAUAUUCUAAGGAUAAAUACAAGAAAUAAAAACAUAUUUUCAUUUGAUUAAUACCUAAUGCAUACAAAUUAUUGUAUGUGACGUUUUAGGGAUAUAUACAAGAAAUUGCAACAUACUUGUCUUAUCUGAAGUCAUUUUUAUAUUAUAAUAUAGUACUUAAUGCCUACAAAAUAUGUAAUAUAUCUUAAAGAUAAAUGCAAAAAAUAGCAACAUACUUUCAUUGGAGUUUUAUAAUAUAAUCUUACUUUAAUUUUUUAUAUUACAACGUUAUACAACAAAAUGGAUCCAAGAGAAAGCAACUUUUAUCCGGUCUAUCAACAUUAUAUAUGCUCCCAAUAAACCAUCCGACAAUGGCCCUAUAGUUGAAAAACAAGCUAAGGUUGGUCUAUUCUUGGUGUAAAUAUCUAUAUAUUAUCUGAUAGUUAUUCUUUUUAAUAAUUGGAAUUCAGCAGUUUUUUUUUUCAAUAUCUUUAUUAAAAAAUUAUAAAGAUAGAGGAGUAUAAGUUUGCUUCCGAAUAGUCGAUUUUGUUAUGCUUGAUACAAAGUCAAACAGUUGAACUAAGCAAAUAUACAAAAAAAGAGGGAAAAACAGAUUAUUAGUCAAAAUCACACAACCACCAACGACCUUAUUUAUUCAAUAGCUUUGACAUGGUGCAUCGGUCUGCUGGUCAGCGACAACUGGUCAAAGUCCCAACAGGUAGUAGGUUGUGGAUGUUCUCCUUUUUGCUUUUAACACAGUUUCUACACAAGGAAACAGGCGAUCGAAGAAGAUGAAGAUGGGUCCAACAUCAUCUCAAGUUAUGUCGAGGUUGAACCUGCAACCAAACCCAGAAGGUGGUUUUUACGCAGAAACAUUCAGAGACUUUUCCGUUAACCUUUCCACUUCUCAACUUCCCCCUCGAUACAAGGUCGGUCGUCCGAUUAGUACAGUCAUAUACUUCCUGCUUCUAACCGGGAGUGUAUCUCACCUCCACCGUCUUCCAAGUGCAGAAACAUGGCACUUCUACAUGGGUGAACCUCUAACGAUAUUGGAAAUGUAUGAGAAAAAUGGAAGUGUCAAGUUAACGACCAUCGGACAAGAUAUUGGGGAAAACCAACGGCUGCAGUAUACGGUGCCACCGGAUGUGUGGUUUGGUGCGUUCCCUACAAGAGACUACAACGUAUCGACGAUGGAUUAUUCAGUCGUGAAAAAUGCAGCGAGGGAUGCAGAGAAACAUUUUUCGCUGGUGGGAACCACGGUUGCGCCUGCUUUCGAGGUCGAUGACUUUGUGCUGGCUAAUCGUUCUCGACUCGUUUCUUCUUUUCCUGCUCAUCAAUCGCUUCUUUCUAUGAUCACACCUUCUGGUUAGAAGGCACCACGUCCAUGUAUUUUAGGGUAUUUGAUUUGGAUCAUGUGUAAAUACUAAAAUUUAGUCUUCUUGCUUGUAACUUGUUUUACCAAGGCAACAUGUGCGGGAAUAAAAUCGACAAGUUAAUAAAAGAACCGGUUUUCUAGUCUAAA
Molecule: messenger RNA, 1800 nt
Organism: Lactuca sativa (garden lettuce)
Lineage: Eukaryota; Viridiplantae; Streptophyta; Magnoliopsida; Asterales; Asteraceae
Cellular component (GO): intracellular anatomical structure
Source: RefSeq, a predicted model, not a curated record